GUCUUCUACCUCUUCUGCAAAUUCGUUAGUCACUCCUGCAGAGAUGGCUCCUUCGGCAACAUCAGAGAUCGUGGUACCGCGAGUGGGGGUGGCGAAAGAGGCACAGGUUGAAAAGCACAUCCAUGGGGCUGAGGAGAAGACUCCGCUGGAAGCAAUCAGUCACGGUCCCAUAGUCCAGGCUGGCAUUCCGGAAUUUUCGACUCAUGAGGAACAUCGAAAGCACAUUUUGAUUCAUACCGCGGCGGUAUUCCGAGACUUCUCUCGGAAAGGCUUCACAGAAGGCCAGUCCGGUCACAUCUCCGUGCGAGAUCCUGAGUUUGAGCACUAUAUUUGGAUGAAUCCUCUUGGAAAACAUUUCGGUCUCAUGACAGCUGGGGAUUUGAUCUGUCUUGAUGUCAACACCGGCAAAGUGGUGGGAGGAAACAAGUCCAAACCUGCAAAUGCUGCAGGCUUCUUGAUACACUCUGAAAUCCACAAAGCUCGUCCCGACGUUCACGCAGUCUGCCACGCUCACACCGAUGCAGGCCGAACUUGGUCGGUGUUUGCAAAGGGAUUGGAUAUGCUGAACCAGGAUAUUUGCCUUCUUCACAACUCCAUUGCUGUUUACAAUUCUUACGGCGGUAUCGUGUUCGCUGCUGAGGAAGGGAGAAAUAUCGCUCAAGCGUUGGGUCCGAAAAAUAAGACUGCAAUCCUUCUCAACCACGGCCUCCUGUCUACAGGUAGUACCGUCGACGAAGCUGGCUUCCUCUUCGGGCUCUUGGAUCGAGGGUGUGCCAUUCAAUUGACCGUCGAGGCAGCUCGUGCAGGGAAUCCUGCGCUGGUAAAGCACAUCGUUACAGAUGAAGAGGCUGCAUACAACUUCAAGAUGAGCAGCGAGAAGAACAUACUCUAUCGUGAAGCGCAACCGGACCUGGACUACGAGUUUGCAAUGGCUGGACCAGGGGUUAUUGAGCGCGGAGUUGAGAACAUGAAGAUUGAUCAUGGAGAGUAAAGUCCUUUUCUUACCGCUGUAAAUGAAACCUCAAUUUAGCAUUGGUCUCCUCGGGAGCCUGAAGUUGAAGGGUUUUAGACUUCUUGGAGCUCAGCUUUGAGCAAGAGAUGGUAGAGCUGCGAGGAAGGCAAGAUUUCUCGUCUCCUGACAUGCGUGGAAACUCUCCCAAAAUAUUCACCCCUUUCCCUCAAACAAACAAGAACCCCAAACCAC
Messenger RNA from Hyaloscypha bicolor E, 1204 nucleotides. Its product is annotated as arad-like aldolase/epimerase. Lineage: Eukaryota; Fungi; Ascomycota; Leotiomycetes; Helotiales; Hyaloscyphaceae. The record is from RefSeq and is a predicted model, not a curated record. The coding region runs from base 44 to 991 and encodes 315 amino acids. Gene Ontology annotation, molecular function: actin filament binding. Gene Ontology annotation, cellular component: cytoskeleton. The transcript is spliced from 4 exons.